Molecule: messenger RNA, 3856 nt
Organism: Mus musculus (house mouse)
Lineage: Eukaryota; Metazoa; Chordata; Mammalia; Rodentia; Muridae
Gene: Fn3k
Product: fructosamine 3 kinase
Exons: 4
Coding region: 37-663 (208 amino acids)
Biological process (GO): epithelial cell differentiation
Cellular component (GO): cytosol; mitochondrion
Molecular function (GO): protein-ribulosamine 3-kinase activity; protein-fructosamine 3-kinase activity; kinase activity
Source: RefSeq, marked validated
UGCGUCACCUGACCGCAUUCUGCACCUCAACUCUCCAUGGAGCAGCUGCUGCGCGCCCAGCUUCACACCACAACACUGCGGGCCUUUGGGAGCUCCGGAGGGGGCUGCAUCAGCGAGGGCUAUGCCUACUACACUGACAGUGGCCCCGUGUUUGUCAAGGUCAAUCGCAGGACACAGGCCCGGCAGAUGUUUGAGGGAGAGAUGGCGAGCCUGGAGGCCCUCCGCAACACUGGCUUGGUGCGGGUUCCUAAGCCCAUGAAGGUGAUUGACUUGCCAGGAGGUGGGGCUGUCUUUGUGAUGGAGCACUUGAAGAUGAAGAGCCUUAGCAGUCAGGCAUCAAAGCUCGGGGAACAGAUGGCAGACCUGCACCUUUACAAUCAGAAGCUCAGGGAGAAGUCCAAGACUCGGCAGAACACAGUGGGCUGUGGGGCGGAGGGUGCUGAGCCCCAGGGUGUGACCAAGUUUGGCUUUCACACAGUGACAUGCUGUGGCUUUAUCCCACAGGUGAGUGUUAGAGUGGGGGCAUCCUCUCGGGGGCACCCUCACUUAGUGAGGACCAUUCCUGAAGCUCUGGUGCUAGCCACUGACCCAUUGUGUGCCACAGAGUGCCAGUUCUCCAGACACCAGGACGCUCAGUUUCUGAAGGUAGAGUGUAGUCUGUGACACUCAGGACAGAAAGCUGAUGGGAAGGCUUGGUGGGAGUAAACACUUCAGUCAGCUGGUCAGCAUUCCAGGUGGGCACAAGAGGGAUGCAAAGGCCACGAUGUGGGAGAGAACCUGACCAGUUUAAGAAUCUGAAGAGGGUAAAGUGGACAAAGCUCAGGGUCCAGCCCUUAUCAUGCAGGUUCUCUUCCAGGGCUGUCUUAUUGACAGCUUCUCUCACUUACCACAGUGUUUUUGAGGUUAAUCUACAUGUGGCAUGUGUAAGAACACUUUCUUUGUGGUAGAGUAAUAUUUCACUGUAUGGGUGGACCAGAUUUUGGACUGGAAUUUGCAACCUUCCUGAUACAGUCUCUCAAGUGUUGUUAUUAUAGGUCUGAACCAUCAUGCCCGGUUUCAUCCGUUUGUGGUGUGUGUGAGAGAGAGUGUAUGCCACAUACAGGUACCCGAGGAAGCUAGAGGAUGGUGUCUUAUCCCUUGGAGCUGGAGUUACAGGUAGUUGUGAACCACGGGAUGUGGAUGCUGUGAACCAAACUCUGGGCUUUUGGGAGAACAGCAAGUACCAUUAUUUGUUGAGCCAAGUUUCCAAUCUCCAUUCUUUAUUAUUAUGGCUGAGUAACAUCUUAGAAACUUAGAAGAUCUAAAGGAGUCUUAUCUCCUGGGCAUCUACCUGCCCUACGCCUACCUCAAAGAAGCCAUUAUUAGACCCUAUUUUGAUUUAUUAAGAACAGUUCGGUGUAAGAGCCAUCCCAAUUUAAACCUGUUACUGCUUGAAGGGCCAACACUUUCAAAUCUUCCUGUUCCUUGAAACCUUCUCUGACUACUUGAGCUACUGUAGGUGAUAGCCAUGCUCUUCCUGGCAUGAGUUGGAGGUGAGUCUCUUAUUUGGAAAUGAAUUAUGGCAAGAUUUUUAUUAAGUCCAAGGCAGACUCAGGAAUCUUAUCCAAUAGGGAGCAAUGAAUCUAGGUUCCAACAACUGUACACAGAAGACUUUUUGAGACCCCCUAAUCUCAGCCAAAUCUGACUUUCCUGGCGUUACACAACUGACUGGAGCUAGGGACGAGCAUGGCCUCUGUUACCAUAGACAAGCAUGGCUUGUUUUCUUGAGUCACAUGUUGAGUUUAAGGGCCUCUCAUGGUGGUGGGACUUCAAAGAUUGGGCUGAUGAAGCAUAGUGUUUUUCUCAAAUAUUCAUGAGUUAAGAAAUGAAAUAGUCUCUAGAACUUGUAUAUGAAGCAGAUAAGAAUGGAGCUGCUCAGAGAGAUGGAGGGUCUCCGAGUUCCCCUCAGACUCUGGUCAGAAGGCUAUCAGCGUCCUGGUCCAUCUAUGUUGAGUGACAACAAAAUUGUUCUUUAUGUAGUGCCUCCAACCAUUCCCAAGCCAUGUAGCAUCCUCGUCCCUAGCUGGGCUGACUGGGCCCUGAGGGGUGUUGCAGUCAUGGUGGGAAACCACAGAAGGCAUGGAUUUCUUGGACUCCAGAGAAUUUGGUUCUAUUGGAAGCACCAGCCCAGUUGGCUGGGGAAUUUGUGGGUUGUAUUUCCUGCUAAGAACUAAGCCACGUUCCAAGCAUUUGUCUGACUCAGCUUACCAGUUGCCACAGUUGGUAGACAACUAGGUGAUGUCACCGAUCCAUCUUAGAGAAGAAGAAAUGGAUGCUCUGAGACUAAGAAACAUUCCCAGAGAUUUUGCAGCCAGUGAAUGGAGGAACAGAACUUGACAUCCAGUCUGGCCUCGGAGAUGGGCUCUAACCACUACACAGUGCUGCCCUUCUCAGUCUUCAUGCUCAGGUGGCACCUGCCUUUAGUAGCUCAGCAGGAAGGCUACAUGCCUCUGUGGCCUUGGGAAUCAUGGCCCUUCCACCUAAGUGGCAACACUGAGAGCUUGCCAAUGCUAGCCAACAGGAAAUGACCUUUUGUGACCUUGUCAUCUUUUGGCAAGAGGAGGGCCCCCAGGCACUGGGAAUUUUGGCAGGUAAUAAGAAACGGUGGGAUGGCAGAUGGUGGACCUCCGUGCUUGAGGGCUUGCCAGACUGGGGCAAAGGGUCUCUUGUGGUGUGCCUAGAACCAGGGAGUAAACCCUGGGCUAAGCAGCACCAAGAAGGACUCCAGAAGGAGAAUGGCUAGGACUGUACAGACUGUUGGUUCAGAAUGUUCCAAAAGCUCUACUUUGGGGGUUUCUCAGAACAGCCCUUGGAAAACCUCAGCUCACAUCCAUCUCUAUGGAAGUAUAGGUGACACAAAGUACGCCUAUUUUAGGUAUGCAGUUUGAUAACGUGGAGAGUCAGCCACAAAAUUUCUCACUGCAGGUGAGAAUGAGCACACAGACCCUUCCUCGUGUCUUUCACAGCCCCUUCCCGUAACCCUUCCCUGUCCCUGGGUCACUGUAGAUUUGCCUGUGUUUUGUGAAGUUUUAUAUGACUGUAACAAUAUAGCAUGUGCCCCUUUACCUAUCUUUUUCCAUCUGACAUAUUUUACUCAGUGCCACCGUUCUGAUGUGUGCCCAUGUCAAAUCUCUUGAUGUUUACACAUAACAUCCAUUCAUGUCACAUGCGUCAAAAGCCCAUUACACUGUAUAGACAAACCGUGGUCUCUGUUUAUCCAUUCAUCUGUUGAUGGAUGUCUGUGUUGUUCCCACCUAGCUUCUGUUUUCACAAAUAAAGCUGCUACGAACCUUUGUGCAUCGGGACUUGAUCUUGGUUGACUGUAUGAGCCCUGAGAGAGAAAACCUGGGUUGCACGGCAGGUUCUUACUUAAGUUUUCAGAAACUGCCCUGUGGGGCUGAGAGGUGACUAACAGCAGGUACUGCUCUUGCAGAGAACCUGACUUCGGUUCCCAGCAGCUCGCGGCCACCUGCCACUCCACUUGCAGGAGAUCUGAGGCCUCCUUUUUGCCUUUGUAGGUACUCAGACAUCCAUGGCAUAUUCUCACAGAGAUACACUCACAUAAAUAUGUUUUUAAAAAUCUUAAAAAGAACAAUAAAAAUGAAACUGCCUCGUGUUUCCAAAGAGGUUGUACCAGUUAAAUUCCCACUAACCGAUGUAAAAGUUCCAGGCUUUCCUACUCUGAUGUGUACUGGAUAUUUUCUGGAGUUGUUUGUUUUUAGUUUGUUUUCAUCCCAGCUGGAGACAAGUGUUCACUCUGAGAUUCAAUUUUGUAUUCUCGCCAUGACAGAUGCUCAAUAAAUGCACAUUUGCUGAC